AAGUCACUAAGGCGCUGCCCUGGGCCACGUGUUGUUCUUCCUGACAUUUGAGUCGACUCAACUGUCCCACCAAGAGUGAUCCACACAAGUGCAGCCGUUGCGAUGCUGCUGCUGAGGAGGUCUCUGGGAGUGACCUUCACCGACUGGACCGCUGCCUCCCUUUGCCUUGUCUCCGGAGGCUCCAUGCUCACCCCCCACGGCUGGACUGGCGUGCGUUGCGACUCCCAAGGCCACCCCAUCGCCAUUGACAUCGCGGCCACGACGGGUCAGUUUCUCCUCCCAGCCCCGUCGUUCCCUUCUGUCGUCUCAACCCUCCAGGCGCUCUCAAGCAUUGCUCUCCCAGGGAACAGCAUCUAUACCGAGUUCAAGGCGUUCGCCUGGCAUCUGUCUCGCCUCACGUCCCUCAAGCACCUCGACCUCAGCAGCAACGUUCUCUAUGGCCCGAUCCAUUCCUCUCUGCUCACCAUUCCGACGCUCACGUCGCUGACCCUCUCUGGCAACGACCUGACCGGCUCCAUCCCUGCAGUGGGCUCUCAGCUGCUCUCCCUCUCCCUCUCCUCCAACUACCUCUCCUCGUCCUUCCCCACACCCUCCACUCCUCUCCCCGCCUGCUCCGCCCACACCAACUGCCUCACCGACGUCUCUGUCUGUAACACUUCCGAGGCUGGUGCUGGUAACCAGCGCAGCGCCUCUGAGUGCGCCAUCUGCGGAGGAGGGUGUGCGGAGGGGGAGGUCUGUGCUCCGAAUCUUAUGGUUAUGAGGAGGGCUCAGUCAAUGCAGUCAACUCAGUCAACGCAGUCAGCAAUGGCAGCUUUGGCAACCUUGUCGUAUCCCAUGUCCUGCUUUACAUCCAGGGAUUCUUUUCUGCCAGUAGCCAUGGCUCCCGCUGCUGCAGCUGCCAUGCUGGCACUCAAGAAAAGCCUCCACGUGCCGUUCACCGAUUGGCUACAGGGCGCCCUGUGCAGCGUGGAGCGGGGGACGGAUUCGACCACUCACGGGUGGACAGCUGUCACGUGCAAUGGGGAGGGACACCCGACUGCCAUGUGAGGGUUGUAAGAAAACGGCAGUUGAUUAAGUGAGAGAGGGCAAACCGGCUUAAGUACCAAGCAUCGGAGAGGAUUGGAAGGGAUAAGGCAUCGCAAAAAAGGUGUGCUCGCAAAACGUUCGCGAAUUAUCUGUGCGGAUGCUUUGCAAACGUUUUGCGAACAAGUGGGUGUAAAUACCGUGCGGACUAAGAUUCGAACACUUUGCGAAUGCUUGGACAACAUUUGCCUAAACACUCCGCGCGAGCAUUCGGAAACGAUGGGCGGUGUUGUCUCGAAUGCAAUAUAGUGUUUCGUCAAAUGCAUUGCAAUGCAUAUUUUGAUGCUGCUUUGGAUUUGUAUGAAAAUGAUUUUGCAUUCUUGCCAUCCAUUCUUUUUGUUCUGUUGACCAUAGGUGUAUCAAAUGAUGUUAUUCAUAAAAGUAAAUGUACCACCAUUACAAACGAUAUACACAAUUUCUACCAGUGGUUACCAACCUAAUUACCUAGAAAUAUGCAAGCCCCCAACAACCUAAUAACGUAUGCAGCAUGCCCGUCCCGCACUACCACGAACAGAAACAGAGCGGCGGCACACCAACGACGUUGCCGACAACGUAA
This is a messenger RNA of Closterium sp. NIES-67, 1639 nucleotides long. The record is from the annotation of a GenBank genome assembly. NCBI's taxonomy places the organism in Eukaryota, Viridiplantae, Streptophyta, Zygnematophyceae, Desmidiales, Closteriaceae.